CCGUUCUAUAAAAUCCCAUUCUAUUAAAUCCGUGUUUGUUGUCUAGUUGAUCUCCAAUGGCUGAGUCUUUUUUUGCUGCAUGUGCGCUGGAGAUGGUGAAAUACCUGUGUUCCGUGGUUGCCUCAGAAAUCGAAGCGGCUUCGAAGGUGAAUGGUGACCUGAUUUCACUUCAAAAUACUGUGUCCUUAAUUCAAGAAGUACUAGAGCAUGCUGAGAAGCAACAAAUUGCGGAGGAUUCUCUUAAUCGUUGGCUGAAAAGGCUUAAAGAUGUAGCUUAUGAUGCUGUGGACAUUCUUGACGACUUCUCAUAUAAAGCUAUACAUGCUCAAGAAAUGGCAUGUCGGAAGAGGGAUAUGGUGCGUAUAAUUUUUUCAAGCUCAAACUCAGUUGUAUUCAAUCAUAACAUCGCUAGGAAAAUAGGAGAUAUCAAUAGACAAUUGGAUGAUAUUAGAAGAGAUAGGAUUUAUCUUGAUUUUCUAAAAGAUCAUUCCAAUCUCCGUCACGAGGAAAGUAAUAAAGAGAACCAAGAAACAACAUCUUCGCUGGUAGACGACGUAAAAGUAAUUGGACGAGAAAAAGAUAAAGAGAAGAUAAUAAAUAUGUUGCUAACGGCGAGUAACACCUCAUCCCACUCUGCAUCAGCAUCCUCAUCCUCAAGCGGUCGUACUCAUGCAGAUGGGGGAGUUUCAGUAAUUCCGAUUGUAGGGAUGGGAGGCCUAGGAAAGACCGCCUUGGCUCGCCUAAUCUACAAUGAGGAAUUCCUAUCUGAUAUCUUUGCACUGAGAAUAUGGGUCCAUGUUUCUACAGAUUUUAGUGUCAAUGGAGUUCUAAUAAAAGUCAUUGAGUCUAUAACAAAAGCUAAAUGUAGCGAAGAUAAUCUGAUGCUGAUAGAAAACAAAAUUAACAAAUAUUUAAGAGGUAAAAAGUAUCUGCUUGUACUUGAUGAUUUGUGGACUGAGAAGCCUGGUGACUGGGAUACUCUUCGUAAUCACUUAAACAUUGGUGCAACUGGAAGCAAAAUAAUUGUCACCACACGCAGCAAUGAAGUUGCUUUGGUUGUUCGUGGGAAAAGCCCUUCUUAUGAUUUAUCAGAAUUAUCAGAUGAUGAUUGCUGGAUAAUCUUAAGGCAAAGGGCAUUUGCUCCUGGUGGAGCAAAAGCGACUCCGAAAUUGGAAGCACUUGGUUAUAUAAUUGCGCAGAACUGUGGAGGUGUGCCAUUGGCAGCAAAAAGUAUCGGGGGUGCACUAUACUUCAAGAAGAAAGACAGCGAGUGGGAAGCGGUUACCAGAGACAGUAAAAUUUGGGAUCUACACAGAGAAAAUCAAUUGCUACCUGCAUUAAAGUUAAGUUAUAUUCAUUUAUCUUCACAGAUAAAACAGUGUUUUGCAUAUUGCUCGUUGUUUCCGAAAGACACUUUAAUUGAGAAGCAGGUGCUGGUUCAGUUAUGGAUGGCAGAAGGGUUCCUUCAUCGAUCUGGAAAAAAUUCUGACAAACAGAUUGAGGAUGUAGGAAAUGAAUAUUUCGAUUGUUUGCUUGCGAAUUUUUUACUACAAGAUGUACCAGGAGAUGACAAUGGCGAAACUCAUUUCUGCAAAAUGCAUCACCUUGUGCACGAUCUUGCAGAACAUGUUGGAAUGCCAGAAUUCUCCAUUUUGAAGGCUAGUAAGAUUGACAAUGUUGCAGAUAUCCGACGUUUGAGGUUGAGUUUUGAUGAACCUACGUAUCCAAAAUCAUUGGAGAAUGCAUCAAAAUUGCGCACUUUCAUCAGCGAUGUUCAAGGAGAAGAUCAGAGCAUUGAUUAUCACAACUUCUUCAAGAAUAAGCAGUUCCGCGUGUUGGAUUUGCAAUGGAGUGGCAUUAAAGAGCUGCCACCAUCUAUCGAAAAUAUGAAGCAUCUUCGGUAUCUUGAUCUCUCAAACACUAAAAUUGUAGAAUUACCUGAAUUUAUAACAUGUCUCUACAAUUUGCAGACUUUGCUUCUUAGGUAUUGCCACUUUCUACAAAAGUUUCCGAGAAAAAAAAUGGGAUCGCUGAAAUGUCUAAGAUACCUAGAUGUAUCUGGUUCUCAUUUUGAGGUAUUACCGGAGUUCAUUACCAAGCUUAGCAACUUGCGGACUUUGAAGCUGGAAGAUUGUUCUUAUAUUAGAGAGCUUCCGGAGGACCUACAUCAGUUGAUCAAUUUAAGACAUCUGGUACUAAGCGACCACGGAAAAUGGAAUGAAAUGCCAAGAGGGAUUGAGCAUCUGACACAACUUCAAACAUUGCCGGUAUUUAAAGUGGCACGGUACAACGGAGGCACUAGCAGGUCUUCUAUUUGGGAGUUGGGAUAUUUAAAACUGCUUGAAGGAAAUCUACAUAUCAGUAACCUGCAAAAUGUGACAGAAGCAGCAGAUGCCCAAAAAGCAAAUUUGCAGGGGAAACAAAACAUUGGGAGUUUAAUGCUUGAGUGGAGUUGCAGAGGGAAUGUUAAUGAAUGUACUAAUGAUAGUACAGUGAUGGAGCAGUUGCAGCCUAACCCUAGUCUGGUAAUAUUGAAGAUCGUUGGCUUCAUGGGUGUGAAGUUUCCAACAUGGAUGAUUAGUAGUACUAUUUCAUCAGCUCUACCAAAUUUGGUGGAGGUUGAGCUAAAAAAUUGCUAUGGAUGUCAACAACUUCCAGCCCUUGGGCAGCUUCCAAGUCUUAAGGUACUUACAAUAUCUACAAUGGAUGUUGUGCAGUCUCUUGGUACUGAUUUUUACGGCGAAGCACGUCCAACAUUCCUGUCAUUGAUAAGCUUCACUUUACACGACUUGCCUCGCCUAAGGAUGUGGGAGCCGCCAUCAUCAAUUUACACAAGGGGGUUUGCAAGUACUUCUCUACCUACUUCUCUGUCUUCUUUUUCCACCUCUUAUCCUUGCCUUGAGAAGAUGACUGUGGAGAAAUGCCCAAAGUUGGAAAGAAGUCAUGAUCUUACCUUCAUAAGAGGUUUCUUUCCUUGGCUUAAAGAAUACAAACUGGAUGGCGUCAUGAAAAUUCGGAUACCAUACAAGAGAUAUGCUACCUUUAAUUAGGCGAUCAUCUAGUCGAUUUCCUGAAAUGACAUGGAAGUUUUUCGUCACAGCAAAGCCAAAUGCUUGGAAGCUUGUUAAACGCGAUGAGUGGAUCAAGGAAGACCAAAGAUUUCUAUUACAUUCUUUCUUUUAUAAAACUACUGUAUGGUAUAUGUGUUUCAUCUUUACUAUGAACAGUUUGGGUCUUCUGAGUUUAGCUGCAACAAUUUGCUUACUGAAUCCACAUGUAUAAGAUCUUUCAGUUGUCACUCUUCAAGAGAAAACACAUUAAAAUGUACUUUCAGACUUUAUGUAGAACUGAUAUUUGCAAUUUUUAAAGCUAGUAGAUUGAGGAUAUUAUCUCGGGCUAAA
Molecule: messenger RNA, 3401 nt
Organism: Papaver somniferum (opium poppy)
Lineage: Eukaryota; Viridiplantae; Streptophyta; Magnoliopsida; Ranunculales; Papaveraceae
Product: putative disease resistance protein RGA3
Exons: 2
Coding region: 57-3050 (997 amino acids)
Biological process (GO): defense response to other organism
Molecular function (GO): protein binding; ADP binding
Source: RefSeq, a predicted model, not a curated record